Messenger RNA from Phaedon cochleariae (mustard beetle), 5820 nucleotides. NCBI's taxonomy places the organism in Eukaryota, Metazoa, Arthropoda, Insecta, Coleoptera, Chrysomelidae. The record is from the annotation of a GenBank genome assembly.
GUUUCAGAUUGCGAGCAGGGCUCCUGGGAAUCGGGCCUCUCCUACGAGUGCCGCUCACUGCUCUUCAAGGCGCUGCACAAUCUCAUCGAGCGCUGCCUGCUGUCGCGCGACUUCGUCCGCCUGGGCAGGUGGUUCGUGCAGCCAUGCGAGGGCGGCCGACGGACGGGCGGCUCGGGCGGCGGCUUCGAGGCGACGGGCAACUCGCACCUUAGCUUCUCGUUCGCGUUCUUCGUGCACGGCGAGAGCUCGGUGUGCGCUUCGGUGGACGUGCGGCAGCAUCCGCCCGUAAGGAGGUUGGGCAGGGUGCGGGGGCAGCACGCACAGGCCUCCACGCAGGGACUAAAAGUCAUCCUCGCCCCGUUCGGUCUCGCCGGCACCCUCACCGGCCACACCUACAAGUCGCCCGAGGCCACCGCCCGCCUACUCGACGACUGGAGCCACUUUUACCCGGUGGACAAGUCCCUCGGCCUCGGCGAUGGCAGCGCCGUCGAGGUGGUGGUGGGCGGAGUGAAGAUGCGCUAUCCCUCCUGCUACGUCAUGCUGUCCGACACGGACGACGCGAGCAACGCGGCGCUGCUCCACGGCGAAGGCGAGAGGGGGUGCGGGCAGGGGGAGAAGCGCGGGGAGGUGGUGGAGGUGCAGACGCCGCCGCCCAGUCCGGUGAGGGUGAAUGGGCGGGUGGCGCAGCCUGGACCGCAUACGAUAUCUGUAGAACACUUCAAUUCCAUGUCAAGAGAACAAACUGCUGCUACCGUUUUACCUGAGCGAACUUGGCAAGAAUGUAUUUUGAACACACCCACUGCAAGCCAACAACAAGACAAAGAAUUCAAUGGUAAUUGGGAUUUUGUGGAGCCUACCAGGCGGACUACAUGUACCUGUUCAAAAUGCACCGGCUCGUACACCCCCCAAGGCGGCCCGCCCUCCUACCCGCGCACCCAGGAAUCCACGGCCGUGCCGUCGGUGGGAUCGCCGCCCUCGGUGGCGCCCUCGCCGCUGCCCAACCCGCCCUCGCAACCAGCCUCCGUGCCGCCAGCCAUGCCCGCCCUCUCGCCCCACCUCAACCACCACGCGGACUACCGCUCGCCCGACGACAAGGGCGGUGGUAGGACGCCGGAGGUGGGCGGGCAGCCCAAGAGCGUGGAUAGCGGCGGCGGGGCGGAUCACAGUCCGGGCGGGUCGGGCGAGAGUAAGGGCGAUAGGGAGAGAGGGGGCGGAGCGGUGAGUGCGCCGGCGCUGAAGAGGCCGACGUUGAGCAGCAAAGAGUACGAGGUUGCCUUGGGAGAGGAAGAACAAACCCUGGAAAUGCUCUACGACUACUCCACCAUGGACGCUUGGCUCAACCAUCCUGUGAAAAAGUUCAAACCCGACGGCAAAGAAAACCACCGAUUGAACAGGAUAGGGAAGACCGACAUCUAUUCUCUGUACGACAAAAAUUCCAAUGUCAACCAGAACAUCGAAGCAACCAACAACAACAAAAUGCAACCGCAAGUGAACAUCAAGCAAGAGAUCAAAUUGGAACCUGGACUGAUGCCGGAAAACACCGCGGCGAUGCCGAACUCGCACCCGCACGGUGUCAAAAGGCCCGGCGACCCUUACGAGUUCGAGGAGGACGGCAACGCCGCCAACUGCCACAUGGACGGCUUCAAGCGCGGCCAGGUGGCGGUGAAGGAGGAGAACAAGGACGUGAAGAAGCUGAUGACGGACAACCUGUUCACCAGCGAGGGGCUGCAGCCCUCCAUCAAGGACCUGGACCAGAUCUUCGACAGUUCCGAUUAUGCCAGUAGCGAUGAGGCGAUGCAAAUCCAAACGCCGCCCGGUUCCACCGCCCCCCACCCCCACCACCACCAUCACGAUCCGGAGGGCGGUGGCAAACGGCUGUCGGGCUCGCAUGGCGGCGGCUGCCCGAACGUCGGCAUCCUCAGGCCGGAGGAGCUGAGCAAGAUGUUUCCGACGCCGCCCAGUCUCGAGCACAAUCCGAUCGCGUCGCCGUGCGGGCAGCUCGACCUGCCCGUGCCGCCCGAGUACGGGGAGGUGGCGGUCGGGGUGGGGCGAAUCAAGCAGGAGGUGUAUCCGAACAUGGGCAGCCCGCAGGAGGAGAAUAUCGAGGACUGGAGCUACGUCUACAAGCCGCCCGUGUUCGGCAAGCUGGUAGGCAGCAGCAAGUACGCCCCCCUCACGAACCUGCCCAGCCAGAACCUGCCGCCCAUCGCGCUGCCCCCCAACUGCACCUACAAGCCGUCGUGGAUGCAACACAUCGAGAAACAACCGACCGCGCAGAGUGGUAGCGGGGGCGUGACCAACACGCCGUCGACCAAUCAGAUCGCUGUGGCGUCGCAGCCGGUCGCGUCGAUGGGCAACAGUCGAGACGUGGGCGGGCUGUUUCCGCCCAGUCCGUUGCACGCCGGGUUCAGGCCGCCCCCGCCGCCCUACGAGAUGGCCAGUCCGGCCACGUCGACGCACAGCUCGUAUAUGAAUAAGAACUUGAAUUCGGUCGAGCCAGUAACCACUCCAAGCAUCCAGCGCACCCCUGAAGCUUCCAGUCUCCUUCUCAACAUCUUGCUUACCGACACCCUCUUCAAUAUCUUCCGAGACCACAAUUUCGACAGCUGUACGCUUUGCGUAUGCGACGCUGCUGGCAAGGUCGUGGGCAACAUCAAAGGCGCCGACGCCGGCAUCUACCUCGUCAACUCGACGGCGGCAGGCGAGCGGGGCGGCCCCCACCACCACCAUCACCAGCACGGGGGGCGGCCGGGCAGCCCGUACGGGGGCGGCAUGGAGGAACACCACGGCGGCGGCGGCGAAGAGGACUCGAUCAGGUGCAGCUGCGGGUUUUCUGCCGUAGUGAACAGGCGGUUGGCGUACGGCAGCGGGUUGUUUUACGAGGACGAGAUGGAGAUUACGGGCAUAGCCGAAGACCCCGGCGAAAAGAAGAAACCCUCCCUCGUCGCCUUCCUCAUGUCCCUCAACAACCCCCCCGCCUCUUCGACGGCCAAACCCCCCGACCCCACCACCGCCGCCGCGAACCUCUCGGGCGCCGAUCGAGACCAGAUCGACGCUUUGCCCCACCACCUGCUCGACCUGCUGCGCGAGCAGCUCGUCUUCGUGCCGAACGCGACCAACUCGCUGUGCCGGGCAGCGAGGCGCGCCCGAGCCAAGAUCGGCUCGAACGGCGACGAGAUGCACGUGCUGGACUACUCGGACGGCAACGAGGUGACCGGAGUGGCGUUGGAGCAGAGCAGUAGAAGCGACAUCUUGGGCCUAUGCAAGAUGGAGGACGUCAAACAUUCAUCGAAAAGUUCCCACUCGUUCGCCAUGCACAGGUGGCCUUUCUUGCGAGCUCGCGGCCCUCAAUGCAACCAGGACAUCGUAAGGGUGAUGAAGAGUUUGCAGCCGCUGCUGCAGGAGGCCAUCCAGAAGAAGUGCCAGACCAGGCUGUGGGAGGCUCCGUCUGCUGUUAAGGGGCCGCUCACUUGGAGGCAGUUCCAUAGGUUGGCAGGACGAGGCACCGACGACCGCUGCGAACCGCAACCCAUCCCCUCCGUCAUCGUCGGCCACGACAAGGACUGGCUCUCUCUCUCUCCCUACGCCCUCCAGCACUGGGAAACCCUCCUGCUCGAACCCUACUCCUACGCCCGAGACGUCGCCUACAUCGUGGUGGCGCCCGACAGCGAGGCGGUGUUGCCGCGCGUGCGCACCUUCUUCCGCGAGCUGUCCGCCGCGUACGAGACGUGCAAGCUGGGCAGGCACAGCCCCAUCACGAAGGUGCUCAGAGACGGGAUACUGAGGGUGGGGGAGACGGCGAGGAUGGCCAUAGGGGCGGAGCCGGUGGAGGAGUGGUUCGGGUGGCUGGGCGAGGGCGAGACGAGCGAUAUGCUGAAGUUGUACGCUCAGGUUUGCAAACAUCGCUUGGCGCCCCACCUCCAAAAAGUUCCUAUGGACAAGACGCUGUUGGAUCCUCCUCAAGACAAUAACGACCAACAACCUGCUCCCAGUCCCAUGCCGCCACCUAGUACGCCUGAUAAUUCUGGAUGUUCGUCCGGUUCCAGCUCCGACAAGGGUUCCAUCACUCCUAAAAGCGAUCCAGAUGGCGAUGGAAUGAAAGACUCUUCUCCCAUAAGCAACGUCACGGAAAGCUUGCACGACGACGACGAAAGAGAAGCUCCCUCUGUAGUGAUUUAUCUAGUGGAACCGUUCACCUUAGGCUCAGACCAACCCGAGCUUCAACGGUUAGCGUGCCUGGCUCUCUUGAGGUGUUACCAAUCCAUGCUGACGGCAGUACCUGAGAAUAUCCGAAAUAACAUCAGUGUCCAGAUCAUAUCAUUAGAAAGUAUAGUGGAACUGAAUAAAGCUAGGGACACAAUGCGACACAGCGACCAUAUGAGGGCACUCGCUCUGAAUAUUUUCUCGCAGUGUAGGAGGCUAUUGGUGCAUACGAACAACGUUAAGUCUCUUACCGGCUUUGGCACUGCGGCGAUGGCCGAUCAUUUCCUCAAGAGCAAAGAUGAAAAGAACCGCGCCCCCUACAAACUCUUCACCCCACCCUACAUCCUGGCGCCGAUGCGCGGCAAAGUGGAGGGCGUCGAGGCGUUCGGCAAGGGCGCUCAGGAUCAGGCGUCCGUCCUCUACCUGAGCUACUGCCUCUCGGAGGACCAGAGCUGGCUGCUGGCCGUGGCGGUGGACGAACGCGGGGAGAUCUUCGAGACGGUGACCGUCAACGUGGACAUACCGAACAGGAGCAGAAGGAGGAGGGCGUCGGCGAGGAGGGUGGGUUUGGAGAAGCUGAUGAACUUCAUUGUGGGCGUGAUGUCGCAGAACGUGCGGCCUUGGAGGCUGGUGGUGGGCAGACUGGGCAGGAUCGGCCACGGCGAGCUGAAAGGCUGGAGCUGGCUGCUCAGCAGGAAGAACCUCCUGAAGUUAUCCAAACACCUGAAGGAGAUCUGCGACCAGUGCUCGAUGAUGUACCCGAGCGCCGUGCCGUGCAUUCUCAGCGCCUGCUUGGUCAGUCUCGAGCCGGAUUCGGUGUUGCGGCUGAUGCCUGACAGGUUCACGCCCGACGAGCGGUUCAGCCAGGCGUCGGUGAAUUCGCAGCUGUCGACGCCGCAGGACGUCAGUUGCACGCACAUUCUGGUGUUCCCGACCAGCGCGACGACGCAGUCCUCGCAGACCGCCUUCCAGGAGCAGCACAUCACCGCCGACCUCGGCGACGACGAGCUCUUCAGCUCCUUCGACGAGGACAUGCCCGAGGGCAUCGACGGCAUGAACGACUUCAACGACAUCUUCAACUGGACGGAGAUCGUGCCGGGCGGCGGGCAGAGUCCGGCGGGCAGCCCGCGGCGCGGCGAGGAGUCGGGCGGCGCGAGUCCGGGUGGCGGGCGGCUCACGGGCGGGGAGGGCGCGCCAGCGCAGGGCGGCGCCGCGGCCAAGGGGGCGGAGCCUACCGAGGAGGUGGGCGUGGUGCUGCAGCAGCCGCUCGCGCUGGGCUAUCUGGUGUCGACUGCGCCGACGGGGAAGAUGCCGCGCUGGUUCUGGUCGUCGUGUCCGCAUCUAGAAGGCGUGUGUCCGGCUUUCUUGAAGAACGCGUUGCACCUGCACAGUCCCAACGUGCAGCAGAGCUCGGACGAUCUGUUCCAGCAGUCGCAGGUGACGUCGCAUCCGCUCGAUUCGCAGUACACGACGGACGUUUUGAGGUAUGUCCUCGAAGGUUACAAUGCCUUAUCGUGGCUAGCCCUGGAUUCCAACACGAGAGACCGUCUAUCAUGCUUACCAGUACAUAUGCAAGUUUUAGUCCAAUUAUACAAUACGGCGGCCGCUCUUCUAUAA